Messenger RNA from Spodoptera frugiperda (fall armyworm), 3615 nucleotides. RefSeq names its product alpha-N-acetylgalactosaminidase. The transcript has 9 exons. Gene Ontology annotation, biological process: glycosylceramide catabolic process; glycoside catabolic process; oligosaccharide metabolic process. Gene Ontology annotation, cellular component: cytoplasm. Bases 183 to 1421 code for a protein of 412 amino acids. Gene Ontology annotation, molecular function: alpha-galactosidase activity. NCBI's taxonomy places the organism in Eukaryota, Metazoa, Arthropoda, Insecta, Lepidoptera, Noctuidae. The record is from RefSeq and is a predicted model, not a curated record.
UGUAAACACAAAUAUGACAAAAGUCAAAACAAAACAAUCGAUCAUUCAUUUCUCCGUGAGCCGGCGGUCUGGCAGUUUUAAAUGUCAGGAAAUAUUUGUGUAAAUUCGGCGAUUAAAACUGUACUCACACGAUAAAUAUUAUAAACGGACGCGGUGAAUGAUAAAAUAGGAGUUUCCGUAAAAUGUACGAGUUACGACGUGCGUUCUGUUUAUUGUUUUUGAUAUUUUCAUUGGAUAAAGUGGACUUAUUGGAGAAUGGGUUGGCUCGCACUCCUCCCAUGGGGUGGAUGUCGUGGGGAUAUUACAUGUGCGGAGUUAAAUGCGAGGAUGCCGAGGACAAAUGUUUAAAUGAACAGUUAAUAUUAUCAGUAGCAGACAGUUUCUACAAGGACGGCUACCAGGAGGCUGGGUUUGAGUACAUCAUCAUUGAUGACUGCUGGUCUGAAAAGCAACGAGACAAAAAUGGAAGACUUGUAGCUGAUAGGAAGAGAUUUCCACGAGGAAUGAAGUAUAUUGCUGAUUAUAUCCAUGCUCGAGGUUUGAAGUUCGGCAUGUACACGAAUGUAGCAAACAUCACGUGUAUGAGGUACCCGGGGUCACUGAGUCAUAUGGAGCUGGACGCUAAGACAUUUGCAGAGUGGGGAGUAGACUACUUGAAAGUAGACGGAUGCUUUGUGUCUGAAGCUAUUCUGAAUGGAGCUUACAUAGAAUUGGGUAAAUAUUUGAAGCAGACCGGCAGGCCGAUGGUGUACUCGUGCAGUUGGCCGUACUACAUAGAGUUUAUUCACCAGAAAAACCCGGACUACGAGGAGGUGGCCCGCUACUGCAACAUGUGGCGCAACUACCACGACGUGCAGACGUCCUGGGACGCCAUCGCCAACAUCGUGCGCCACUACCGCAACCACUACCACGAGCUCGCGCCAUUCCACGGCCCGGGACAUUGGAACGAUCCUGAUAUGUUAAUAUUCGGUACGGGCGUGCUGACCCACAGCCAGAGUCGCGUCCAACUGGCCGUGUUCGUGAUGAUGUCCGCUCCACUGCUGCUCAGCUGCGACAUGAACAAGAUCACGCCGUACGAGAAGUCGCUGCUGCAGAAUUUGGACCUUAUGGCCAUUGCACAAGACCCAUUGGGCAUUAUGGCGCAACCUUACCAUGUAACAGACUGCACGCUCUGGAUAAAGCCGCACCUGCCGCGCAAGGGCGACCAGUUCCCGUCGUACAGCCUCGCCCUCAUGAACCUGGACUCGGACGCUAGCUACGUCUCCUUCAGGCUCAGCACCUACAACCUUAACGCUACUGAUGGAUACACUAUAUUGGAUGUGUUCUCGGGCAAAUAUACUCGAAACGUGACAUACGACGAUAAGAUUGAAGUCACCGUGCCGGGAUUCGAUGUGAUUUUGUACACCCUGUACCCACUUUAAUAUCGCUGCCACUGAUGGGCCAAUACCAACCAAACAAAUAUCAACUUUAUAUCCAAAGAAAUAAAGUGCAAUUUUGAAGGACAAUAAAUUAGUGAGUGACUAUGAUAUUGAAUUUAGAACUCUACGUGUUAGAGUUUAAGGUGGUUUUUCAAAUAAUGUGAAUGUGUGUGUGUAGUUUUGUUAUGUACUUAAUUUUUUACAGUUGCCGUCCAAUAAAGUAUGUUUGUAUGUAAAAUGGUCAAAAAUUGUAGUCAUAUGUUUUGUAUAUACCGUAUGGAGAAACCUCUCAUGACUUAAUUUAAACUAGAAAAAUUAGUAAAAUAGGCCCAAUAGUCAAGCUUAAAAGCGCAUUAUUCUCUUUGAGCUAAUUUGAAUACACUUUUCAACCAACAACGUAGUCCACAAUAUUCCUAGACAACCUACAAUAUUACAGCUCUUUUGUGGUCAAUAAACAUAGAGCUGUUCAUACAGAAUUUAAUACUUGAUGAAUUUAAUUAUUUAUUUUGUUUGAAAAUAUUUUUUUUUAAAUUUUCGGAUUUCGUUUAAAUAUUUGUAUUAUGCUUCUGUGGACUAGUAAAACUUGUGGUUUCAUUUAAGUCAUAUGAUUGAUCUCCAUACUGUAUAUGAAAAUACUAUGCUAAUCUUAUUUCUCAAAAAUAAGGUAGAAAAAGUGAAAACUAAGUUCAAAACUAAAUCAAUUUUGACUACGAAACCAUUUCUAUGCCACAAGUAAACCAAAACUAGUGCAGAACUUAUAACUAUAAAAUAUCAAUUCCUCUAAGCUCCAUCAAUAAACUAUUCAAAUGAUUUUGAUCCGUAUACUCUAAGUAGUAAGGUUGAUAAUACUUUAACGCUAUCAUCACAAAGUAAAGAGGCUACGUCAAUAUGAGAGUCGUUCCAAAGAGGUUUGAGGUUUUACUCAAGAGGUCAGACUCGCUUGAGGUAUAUUUUUUUUCUAUUUUAAGACUUUGUAGUAAAAAAAGUUGGUUGAAAGCUAGAUUUUCUCUCUAUGUAAGUGAUCGUAGUUUCGGAAGUCGAGUAUUGAGGUAAUCGAGUCGACUGGGACUAUACUAAGUUGUUAUGCUAUCGGCUUACUCACGUAACUGUUUGACGAGGAACUCGACUAGUUUCAAGUAGAGUAGCAACACGAAAGUCCCCGCGUCGUGUGCGAAUGCUGCUCAUGAAUAUGAGCCUCUAGCAUGGCUUGAAACUAGUGGAGUUCCUCAUUAAACAGUUACGUGACUAAGCCGAUAACAUAAUAACUAAUUUAGUAUGUCUCACGAAAGUUAUAAUAAAACUAUACUUUAUACUAAUACAAAGUUUGUCUCCCAUGGGGAAAGACAGAGACAAUAGAUCGUCAAUUGCUACGAAUCUUACAUACCUCUUUCGCUUCAUCAACAUUCAUCAGUCUUUUCAUGUAUGCUCGUCGGUUAAAGGUACUUUUAAUUUGGCCCUUCUUUAAUAUAUCGCCAAACUGGUCGUUACUGUACCUACUAAUGUUAUAAAUACUAUUCAAUUAUGCAUUUAUUUUAAUUUACUACACAAAGAUUAUGAAUCUUUUAAUUUUAAGUUUAGUAUGAAUAAAUUUUAGUUAGUAACCGAGUGAGUUAUAGAUAUAUAAUAAAUCUAUGCUCUACCUAAAUACUAUAUUAAAUUAUACAUAAGAAUACCAUCAAAAGCAUCCUAUAAAAAGUCCAAGUCGCGCACCUCAGUUAUUCUACAGUAACAAGUUGUAAGAUUCAUGUAAUACCAAGUCGUUUAUUUUAUUUAGUCCCUACUUAAGGGACCUUCUGUCUUAAGUUGUUGUGUAAAUUGUUAUCAUAUUAUAAAUAUUACAUUUAUUUUACGUUUUAAAUAAAAUAGAUCGACCGUAGUAAUUCGUAAUCAUGCAAUAGACUAAACAAUAUAAUACGAUAAUGUCAACAAAAGUAGGUAUACUUGUGUUUUCAUGCGAUGGCCAAAUCAAUCUAUUUUAUUUAAAACGUAAAAUAAAUGUAAUUUUGAUAUUAUGUAGCUUAUUACUUCUAUUUUAAAGUCGAAAGUCUAUUGAAGUUUGAUAUGAUAUUAUGUGCUGUUGUACAUACUUUCCAUGAAUAUUCACAAACCUUGUGAUAUUAAUUGUAAGAUUUUAAGUUAAUGUGUACUUAAUGUAACUCUCGCUCAAAUUGUAGCAUCUAAUAAAGUUUUACAUAUA